AUGUAUAGCAGCCAUAAUUACUUGAAAAGAAAAACUCCCGAAACAGGUGUCAAUCGUCAGGAGUUUAUUGCACAUCUCAUUGAGGAGUACUAUACAACAACUAAUGUCGAGGCCCAAGAACAAGUUAGUGCAAAUUUGGCAAAUUUCGCUUAUGAUCCUAUAAAUUGGGAUUAUUUGAAAUCAGCAGAAGGUUUAAAAUUGUUCGUCGAACUUCUACAAACUCCUAAUGAGAACUUGCAAUUAUACGGUAUAGCCGGAUUGUGUAACAUAUGUUUGGAUAAACAAAGUCAUGAUUUUAUAUUACAAAAAGCGCAUUUAAAGUUCAUACAAACUUUAUUAGUGAAAACGGAAAAUCUUGAGAUUACACUAAAUAUUUUAACGCUUAUUUAUCAGCUUUUAACUUCCUUGGAUGCUGGUUAUGACAAAGCUUUUAUUCUAACUAUAGAUAUUCUGAAGAAAAUUAAGUUUUAUUGCCACUCUGUUAAAGACCAGAGAAUAAUUAACAUUUCAACUUUAAUAUUGGAAGAUUUUGCUCAAAGGCAUGAGUUUGUUGAAUUAAAAGAUGUUGCCACGCGUCUUCUAUCCAGUAAAAAGAUGCCACCUGCUGCUCCUUAUCCGGAAGUUAAGGUCAUUAAACGAUUUACACAAAUCGAAUUGGAUCAGUUUUCUCAACUGACUGGAGAUAAGAAUAUUGUGCACUCGUCUUCAUUACCUAUUGAGGAGCGCCGAGUUCAUGGGGCCUUUUUAAAUGCAAUCGUGGCAGGCAUAAUUGGUACAAAAUUUCCUGGGCCGGGUACUAUUGUUUUGGAGCAGAGAUUUGCCUUUCUCAAACCUUGCCGCCUAGAAACUGAUACGGAAAUAUGUAUACGCUUAUUGAAGGCACGUAAAAUCUCUUUAAUUAGUUACGAAUGUAUGCAAAAUCAACGUGUGAUAUUUCAAGGUGAAGCUAAACUUUUAUUAACCGCCAUAAAUGAAUAAAAAUGCUUUUAAAACUU
Molecule: messenger RNA, 995 nt
Organism: Glossina fuscipes
Lineage: Eukaryota; Metazoa; Arthropoda; Insecta; Diptera; Glossinidae
Product: armadillo repeat-containing protein 7
Source: RefSeq, a predicted model, not a curated record